This is a messenger RNA of Dendrobium catenatum, 1167 nucleotides long. RefSeq lists its product as uncharacterized. The transcript has 9 exons. The record is from RefSeq and is a predicted model, not a curated record. Bases 270 to 959 code for a protein of 229 amino acids. NCBI's taxonomy places the organism in Eukaryota, Viridiplantae, Streptophyta, Magnoliopsida, Asparagales, Orchidaceae. Gene Ontology annotation, cellular component: elongin complex; nucleus. Gene Ontology annotation, biological process: transcription elongation by RNA polymerase II.
AUCAAAAGAAAAAAAAAAAAAAACUCCGAACUUGAAAGAAGUUGCAGUGUUUGAAUAAAAAUGUAUCUUUUCUUGAUUUUCCGAAGUUCUUCUGAUGAUUAGGGGGGUCUUUUGAGGUUAAGAGUUUUAUUUCGUCUUCAUCUAAAUUUCAUUCCUCCAGCGGAUCUUAUCGAUGGAUGAGAUUUAUUUACCGAGCGUGGAUUAUUUGAUUACUGUAUAGAGAAAGGGGAUUAGAGGUUAAGAUUAACCACUUUGUCAUUUGGGCGAAGAUGGCGAUGUCGAGAGAGGCUCCAUCUUUGGUAAAGCUUUGCGUUGGAACUGUAAUUGCUAAUCUUAGGUACGUUGGAGAUGUGAGUGGAGUAGAUUUGCACCUUUUGAAGGACAUUUUACCUCACUGCACGAUGGAUCAGUUGAUUUGCAUUGAAAAUUCAACCCAAGAUGUAGAUCUCAGUCCCGUGACUAAUGAUUUGUGGAAAAGAUUCUACGAGCAACAAUUUGGGGAGGAAAAUAUGAUGCUUGUGGUUAAGAGGAUGAAGCAGAAGCGAGUGGUUUUCAAAUGGAAAAAGCUCUACGAGGCAAAGAUAAAGGAGCGGGAAGUUUUCAGAAGUAAAUCAGUAGAGAGACUAAAGCAAAGAUAUGAAGAAGAGCUUGCUAAGAAACAGAGCAAACAAAUACAAAUCUGUUCAAAAAUUCCACCAUCUGGCAAUAAAAGAAAUUUUUCUUCAGUUAGUAGCUCAUACAAAGUGUCUCAUAUAAAGGGUAACCUCAUGAAGAAGGCGAAAUUGGAGUAUCUUAAAAGUAGGGAAGCUUGUAUACAUGCUUCUAUGAGAAAAAAUUUUGAACACAGAAAGAGCCUUCCAUCUCAAAGUUUACCUAAUUCAUCAAAGUCGAUCAACUGUCUUGGCAAGAAUUCAGCAUCAACUUCAAAACUAUCAAAAUCAUUUAGUACUAGAGGAUAACUCAAUCUUGGUUUUCAAAUCUGGUGCUGCCCCAUAAUCAGCCUCAUCUCUUUUGAUUGUUAUCAAAUAAUCUGUAUAUUCAUUUUGUUCAUCUUGCUAACAUUUGAUUUGACCUGAAUUAAAAAAAAAAAAAAGUUAUCUGUUGUAGUUGAUACUAUCUAAAUUGGUAAAUGCAAUUUCCUGGAAUUAGUUUCAAACGUUGGAAAUC